Messenger RNA from Poeciliopsis prolifica (blackstripe livebearer), 6882 nucleotides. RefSeq names its product adenosine deaminase RNA specific B1b (gene adarb1b). Gene Ontology annotation, molecular function: double-stranded RNA adenosine deaminase activity; double-stranded RNA binding; tRNA-specific adenosine deaminase activity. The record is from RefSeq and is a predicted model, not a curated record. The coding region runs from base 424 to 2658 and encodes 744 amino acids. Lineage: Eukaryota; Metazoa; Chordata; Actinopteri; Cyprinodontiformes; Poeciliidae. Gene Ontology annotation, cellular component: nucleolus; cytoplasm. The transcript is spliced from 10 exons. Gene Ontology annotation, biological process: RNA processing; adenosine to inosine editing.
GUUAGUUGGGUUGUUUUUUGGCAAGAAUCCAAUGAUUCAAGCUUCCAUUUCAACAUGUGUUAAUUCCUACCAAUCUCUUCUCUCAGCCAGUCUCCUCCUUCUCAAUCCCACUCUACUCCAGCGCCUCCCCUCUCUGGCUUCUGAUAGGGCAGCCAUGGAGUCAACAGAGGAGAGAAGCAGCCAGAGGACGAGGAGAGAGAGGGAGGGAUGGAGAGAUAGUUUGGGUAUUAGGAUAGAAACAAAGAAACGCUGCAGGUGUUGUGGAGUUGACCAUGUCUGUUGCAUGACUUCACUCAGUGGUUGAAGUCUGAUAGCAUUGGCUGUCAGAGGUGCAGGACUGGUUGGCUGAUUCCAGCUCAAGUUUUACCUUAUUCCUUCAAAGCUGUUUAGCUGAUUUUAGAGAAUAUUGUGGAGUUCGAAAGCAUGGCCCUUUUUACCAACGAUGUGCACAGCCUGGGCUCCUAUUACUGCCUGAUCCGACGCAAGUUUAAGAGGAGGCGGAAGAAGCGCUCUGAACGCAAAGGUGCAGCGGGGGCGAGGCUGCUCGCGGGUCAAAGCAAACCUGACGCCAUGGAUGUGGAUGAGGAAGAAAACAUGAGUUCAAGCAGCACAGACGUUAAGGAAAAUCGAAACCUGGACAACGUGUCCUGCAAAGACGGGAUGGGAGUCGGUGAUCAGCUCCCCAAUGGAAGCGGCAAUGGCAGUCGAAAGCGCCCCUUAGAGGAGGGCAACAAUGGCCACACGCAUUCCAAGUUUCGAGCCAAGAAGCGCAAGAAAACACCUGGACCGGUGCUGCCCAAGAAUGCUCUGAUGCAGUUGAAUGAGAUCAAACCUGGUCUCCAGUACAAACUGCUGUCUCAGACUGGGCCGGUCCAUGCACCAGUGUUUGUCAUGACUGUGGAGGUUAAUGGGCAAAUGUUUGAGGGAAUGGGUCCAACCAAGAAGAAAGCUAAACUGAACGCAGCUGAGAAAGCGCUGCGUUCCUUUGUUCAGUUUCCCAAUGCGUCUGAGGCUCACCUGGCCAUGGGCCGUACACUGACAGUGAAUACAGACUUUACAUCAGAUCAAGCGGACUUCCCCGACAUGCUCUUCAAUGGCUUUGAGACACCAGCUGCUCCUGAGGAAUCCUUCUAUCUGAGCUCCAACGGUACAAACUCACUAGGGGAGUAUCCGUUACCCACACCACCUGGCAGCAACCUUGUCCAGGCGCCGUUGCCCUCUCCAUCUGCAUUCAGCUCACCUUCCACUGGCAAAAACCCGGUCAUGAUCCUAAAUGAGCUCAGGCCAGGCCUCAAAUAUGACUUUGUCUCAGAAAGUGGUGAGAGUCACGCCAAGAAUUUUGUGAUGUCAGUAACUGUGGACUCAGAGACGUUUGAAGGCUCAGGGCGCAACAAAAAGCUGGCUAAAGCCCGGGCAGCACAGGCCGCCCUCUCUGCUCUCUUCAACAUGCAGCUAGACCAGACACCGUCCAGGCAACCCAUACCAAGAGAGGGGUUGCAACUUCACCUUCCACAGGUUCUGGCUGACGCCGUCUCUCGCCUGGUGGUGGAUAAGUUCAGUGAGCUGACAGACAACUUCACCUCUCCUCAUGCACGAAGAAAAGUCCUGGCAGGAGUCGUCAUGACAACAGGGACUGAUGUGAAGGAAGCACAGGUCAUCUGUGUCUCCACAGGAACCAAGUGCAUCAACGGUGAGUACAUGAGUGACCGCGGCCUGGCACUAAACGACUGCCAUGCAGAGAUAAUCGCCCGACGCUCACUCAUCAGGUACCUCUACACCCAGCUGGAGUUCUACCUCAGCAACAUAAAAGAAGACCAUCACAAGUCCAUAUUUAUGCCAUGUGACAAAGGAGGCUACAGGUUACAGGACAACGUUCAGUUUCACCUCUACAUCAGCACCUCGCCCUGCGGAGACGCCAGGAUUUUCUCUCCGCAUGAAGCCGGAGUGGAAGAUCAGGGAGAUCGGCAUCCGAACCGCAAAGCAAGAGGCCAGCUCAGGACCAAAAUAGAGUCAGGGGAGGGCACCAUUCCCGUACGCUCCAGUAACACCAUCCAGACCUGGGACGGCGUGCUUCAAGGAGAGAGGUUGCUCACCAUGUCCUGCAGUGACAAGAUCGCAAGGUGGAAUGUGGUGGGCAUCCAGGGCUCUUUAAUGAGCUACUUCACCGAGCCCAUCUACUUCUCCAGUAUCAUCCUCGGCAGCCUUUACCACGCCGACCACCUCUCCAGGGCCAUGUACCAGCGCAUUGCAGAUAUCGAGGACCUGCCCCAGCAGUUCACCCUCAACAGGCCUCUGCUCAGCGGUAUAAGCAACGCUGAGGCCAGACAGCCGGGCAAAGCGCCGAACUUCAGCGUGAACUGGACUGUCGGCGAUCAGGCACUGGAGGUGAUCAACGCCACCACGGGGAAGGACGAUAUGGGCCGGCCUUCCAGACUCUGCAAACACGCCCUCUAUAGCCGCUGGGUGCGCCUGCACUCAAAGCUGUCAUCCAUCCUGCGGAUCAAAGUGUCCAAGCCCAGCUCAUACCAUGAGGCCAAGCAGGCGGCCAUGGAAUACCACUCUGCUAAAAAGGCCCUCAUCAAGGCCUUCCACAAGGCCGGCCUGGGGGCCUGGGUCAAAAAGCCCAUUGAGCAAGACCAGUUCACCCUCAGCUCCUGAUUGAGUCCGGGGACCAAACGGAGAGGGGGGGUUUCCCAAUGCACCAGCUCCUCCUGCCCUCCCUCCCUGACCCAGGCCGGAAAACUUAUCGAGCCCCUCAGUAACAUUUUAUUUCCGUCCCCAUGUGUCAGCUACACAUGUGCACUUGUCACCUGUGUGGCUCCACAAACUCUCCAUCGCUCAUCAUUCCUCAGAGGACCUCCGCCUCAUCUUGUUUCUCAUCUUUAAUUUUUAAGCCUAUAAUUUUGGUUUUACUUGUUUUCUGUUUUUAAACUGGAACCAUUGCUCUUUUUUUCAGUCACUUUGUUUUCAGGACAGAAAUUUUCCUUAUGCUGUAGGUGUGGAAAAGUGGCGAUGAUACAAUUUUUGUCUCUUCACAAAAUGAGUGUGGCCUUUGUAGGGGGUCAUGUAGCACAGAAGAAAGAUAUUUUUGUUGUUGUUGUCACUGACUAAUACCAAUGUGUAUGGACCUAAAGAUAAUUGCUCAAAUUAAAAACGGUGAUCUUUAAUUUAAUGAUUCAUAAAUCCUCAAGAUGUAAAUCUAAUUAAGAAAAGUUAAAAUAUUGUAGGUAUAAGAUAUAAUGUGUGUUUCUCUGAUGAGUUCUUAGCCCCUUUUAUUAAAGGUGAAAAUGUUCUAAAACAAUGUCGCCCUGUUUGAUUGACUCAUAAUAAAACAAAUUCAGGACAGGUGUGACUGCAGCAUAGCACACUUUAUAAUUUUUUUUUUCUCAUUCAUUUACUCAUUCAUUUGUCCUCAAAGGUAUUUCCCAUUGCUGUCACUUCAUACUUGAAUAUCCGGUUGGGUCAUGUUGGAGUCCUCCCCCUCACCUGGGUCCCGGGACGAAGCUUUAGGAGGCGCUGCACGUUCUAUUUUUGUCCUUGGUUUACUUGGUUUCCUUUUUGAGUCCAUGGCUUUGCAUGGAAACUGAACUGAGAGGCUUGCCGAGCAGAAAACAAGCGACGGGGAACUCUAUGCGUCAAUGAUUUUUGAAUGAAUGCCAGCAACUUUCUCCACAGGCAGCUUUGAAUCUUUGUCUCUAUUUUCUAAAUUUCAUGUGAUUGAUUGAAUGAUUUUUGGGGGGCUUCAAAAGAAGAAGGUUUUUUGUUUGUUUGUUUGUUUACUUUCUGUGUUCCCUUAUCAAAAAAUGAUUAAUGGGGAUGAAACUACUGAGAGAACAGUGACAGUACAACAAACUUCUCAGACCUUGUAUUUACACCACAGAGACCCCUGACAGCUGUCAGAUCAGAUAAUAGUAGAUGUCCUGUAGCACACAUAUGGUACAGUAUAUGAAGCUAGAUUCAAGAUAUGCCACAUUAAGCCCAUCUGUGGUGGCUGUGAUGCAAACAUGCAAUCUCCACAACGUUGUCCUUGGAAGCACCUUCACAGACCGUGCAUGAACAGACUCAGAAGCUGUAUGCUGAAACCUGAUGCCAGUAGUGUCCAACCAAAUGUACAGUUUUCCAGUUUGAUGUUAAGCCUCCUGUAUUAACGCCUCUCUGUGUAUUAACUCCUAUUCACCGUGAGUCAAUACUCUCCCAUGUUUUAAACUGGUCAAAGAAGACUCAUUUCUAAGAAACUUCAGUCAAUUCCUGUAGGAUAAAAAAAAAAACACAGUUUGAGUGUAAAAUUUGUGUGUGCUCAGGUGUCUUUCAGCAUACUCAGUUAAAUUUUCACCAAAGAUGUAGAUUUUCACGUGUUUUCCCCCCAGUGUUAAUAACACCUGUUUUUUAAUGGCUUGCCAUUAUUCCGCCAUCAUCCCUUUACUGGCAGUUUUUUUUUUUUUUGUACUUGUGUUUUCUGCAAAAAAAAAAGAAGUAUAUUCAAUAUUGGGCAGAGAAGUCGGGCUUUUUUAGUGCAAAUGUAGCUGUCAGCGCCCACCAUGCAUUUUGUGACCUGCAAUCAUAACUGUUGCAAUAUUCUUGUUCUGUGCAUAUAAGGAACAACAAAUGUGGCAAAUUCUCCCUCUGUGGAAACCUUUUGGAUCUCCUUUGUCAGUAGAAAUGUGAAGAUCUUAUUGUUCCUAUACGUAAGUUUAUGAAUCACUGACUACAGCCAAUGUGCAGCAUGGCACCAACACUUCCAGAGUCGACAUGAUUCAUUCGCAUUGUAGCAAGACAGACACAGCAGGAAGGAAAAAAAAGCAGCACUGUUACAUUUCUCCUCCACCAGCUGGCACUCGUGAUGUCAUCGAAGGUUGUCCAAUCCUCCUUGUUUUGAUUUAAUUUUCUAAACCAUCAUUAGAAAAUCAAAGCUGUGUUCAAAAUGCUCACUCAUUUUGUAUACUGUAUGUGUACAAAAAAACUGAAUGGUGCAGGUGAAGCCAGCUUUUUUGUGUUGCAACACUAAAUUCUGCUUCGAUAUGUUUGUUUGCAGGUAUAUUGCAUAAGCAAGCACCAGCAGCAUUGAUCACAUUAUAAAUAAAUGUUUUUUGUUUUUGGUUGAAAACCUUUUAAUAACAUAAUUCAUCAUCUUAAAAGUUGCACUAAGUCUUAUGUUACCAUUUUUAUUUUCUGUGAAGUCAGGAAAGUCACAAAAAUCAACCACAGACAAUAAGUGUCAGUAUGCAAACAUCAGCAUUAGUGUGCUUACUUUAUUAUCAUUCUUGGUCAGUCAAGGCAUUACAUUUUGUUUCAUGUACAUUAUUUCUACUGUUUGGUAAUGUUUUAUAUGUUGCUUUAUUUUUAAGGAAAUCCCUGGUGGAUGGUAGCUGCCCUGCAUGGUAGUGAUAGCAUGCUAACAUUAGCAUUACCGUGCUGAAUUGACUGAAGCAGAAAUACAGUAGAGCUGAUGUAGAUUCUCUAUUUACACUGAAUGACAUUGAAUUGAAUUUGCAGUUGACCACAGUUGAUGCUGUGUUAGCGUGCGGGAAAUAUUAGAAAGUCAUGAAAAUUUGAAGAUGCUUUUGUUACUAAACUCUUUGCAGUGGUUAAAAACUGGAAACACUGAGUUCAACAUGAACUAUUUGUGUAAAGAGAGUGUACUACCUCUUUGCAAUACUUUUGCUAAGCCAUAUGAGAGUUUUCUUGUUCACCGUACAGUGGAUGUUAGCUUGCUAAAUUAAUUUCUUUGUCUAUUCAGGUUUUUCGGGGGGUUUUAAAAAGUCAGUGUACCACCUCAACACUACCUUUUUGAAUCAUCUGAGAACUUCUGAGUGCACUAUUAAUGGUAGAUUUAGAGUCAUUGUUAUCUGCUUUCAAAGGCACUAGAAUCCUAAUGUUAGCAUUAGCUUGCUCUGUUAGCUCAGGCUUAAUUUAAUCAUGGUCUAAUUUGAUGACACCAUGUAGCACCUCUGUAGACUAUCUACUGUACCAGGCAGUUGCCUUUUAGUACACUACCUACAUUGUGGCUAGAAAGCUAAUAAUUAGCUGAAGAUGUUAGAAUGCUAAUGUUAGCCUUAAUGGACUUUGUCAGCUCCGGCUGUAGGGCAUAGUGGUUUUCUUUAACAAUGCAGUGAACUGUAUAGUCAAGUCAAGAGUAGAAAUUAUGCACAGGAGAUGAAAAUGACCAUCGUGUACUACUGAAGAAUAAGUGAACAAUUUGAACACAGCUUUGAAGUUAGCUUUAUAUUAAAAAUGAAGAACAGUCUGAUUGAGUGAUCCCCUACAAUUUAGCCCUAACUCCAAUCCUAGCCAGUAGGCCUACUCCAUAUGCAAAGUGUGACAGAUGUUUCUCUUCCUCUGUGUUUCUCCCAGUCCGUUCUGUUAACGUUUUGAUUUUUACAAAGCUGUCUGAGGGUUUUUCUUUUUCGUAUAUGCCCCGUUAAGAUUGCCUGCUUUUAGAGUUUAGUUAUUUUUUUGACUGCACUAAAGAUGUCAACUGAUGAUGUCAUGAUUUAAAAAGAAAAAUACAAAAGAAGAAAAAAAGUCUCCAUUUAUGGUUCGGAUGGAUUCUACUACUGGAGCAAGAACUGAACUGCUUCUGCUUAACCCCCUCGUGAAUCCCUGAAGACGGUCAGUGCAACCCUUCCCCCUUCUUGGUGGGGUUAUGUUAUUUUGGUUCUGUUCAGUGAGCCCACAUUUGGAGGCUUUUGCUCUUUCUGGGUCCAGUUGUCCAAUGUGUGAAAUCCUCCACCAACUCAAACCACGACCUUGCAUGUUCUACCAACACUGAAGCUGCACCUAGCAUGAUGACAAACUUUUAAGGACGAUGUAGAAAAAACAGAUAUAGAUAGUUAUAUGAAAUCAAGAAAAAAAAGAAUAAAGAAGUUCUUAGUUUACUUUUGA